This is a messenger RNA of Mesocricetus auratus (golden hamster), 2068 nucleotides long. RefSeq names its product RAB12, member RAS oncogene family (gene Rab12). Gene Ontology annotation, molecular function: GTP binding; GTPase activity. The transcript is spliced from 6 exons. The coding region runs from base 16 to 900 and encodes 294 amino acids. NCBI's taxonomy places the organism in Eukaryota, Metazoa, Chordata, Mammalia, Rodentia, Cricetidae. Gene Ontology annotation, biological process: cellular response to insulin stimulus; Rab protein signal transduction; protein secretion. The record is from RefSeq and is a predicted model, not a curated record. Gene Ontology annotation, cellular component: synaptic vesicle; endosome; trans-Golgi network transport vesicle.
CCCUCCCGGUCCGGGAUGCUGCUGCCGCUGCUGCGGAGGAGCUGCUUCCCUUCCUCCUCUCCCGGCGGCGGCGGCAUUGGAGGAGGCGGCGGCGGCUCGGAGAGGGUGGACGGGGCGCGGGGGCCCGGGGCGCGCGGACGGCGGCCCGAGGGCGAGCCGUAUGCGUGCAUGGAUCCGAGCGCCGCGCUGCACCGGCGGCCCGCGGGCGGCGGCCUGGGCGCGGUCUCCCCGGCGCUGUCGGGCGGCCAGGCCCGCCGGAGGAAGCAGCCCCCGAGGCCGGCCGACUUCAAGCUGCAGGUCAUCAUCAUCGGCUCCCGCGGGGUGGGCAAGACCAGCCUGAUGGAGCGCUUCACCGACGACACGUUCUGCGAGGCCUGCAAGUCCACCGUGGGUGUUGACUUUAAAAUCAAGACUGUAGAACUAAGAGGGAAGAAAAUUAGAUUGCAGAUCUGGGAUACGGCAGGACAGGAGAGAUUUAACAGCAUUACCUCAGCCUAUUACAGAAGUGCCAAGGGGAUCAUAUUAGUCUAUGACAUCACCAAGAAGGAGACGUUCGACGACUUGCCAAAAUGGAUGAAGAUGAUCGAUAAGUAUGCUUCGGAAGAUGCUGAGCUGCUCCUGGUUGGAAAUAAGCUGGACUGCGAGGCAGACAGAGAAAUCUCCAAGCAGCAAGGAGAAAAGUUUGCACAGCAGAUAACUGGGAUGCGGUUCUGUGAAGCCAGCGCCAAGGACAAUUUCAAUGUGGAUGAGAUAUUUCUGAAACUCGUUGAUGACAUUCUGAAGAAGAUGCCUCUUGACAUUUUGAGGAACGAGUUAUCCAAUAGCAUCCUCUCGCUACAGCCAGAGCCUGAGAUCCCACCAGAGCUGCCUCCUCCCAGACCACAUGUCCGAUGCUGUUGAUCGGCCGCUUUGGAGACAGAGUGCAAACAGUCCCCGGAAGCGGGGAAACCGUUCUGUUGUGCACUACAAUCAUGUGACAGUUUCCUUUCGCACUUUGUAACCCACGUCAGCUGUACACUAACUUGUAAAUAUGCAAAUAUGCAAUCCUGGGUAAGGUCGGGCUAUGAGCCACAUACUUCCCUUCAAACUGCAUUACUUCCCCGUUACUCCAGUGUGUGGCCUGCGCACGCCGGGAGGUAUGGUACUCCUGGUGUGGAGAGCUGGAGAGAAGAAAGGUGUGCUGUCUCUUGAGGGCUGCAAACGUCCUUGCUAAUUACACUACGAGGCAGAUGCGCCAAUGGGAAGAAAGGGCCUGGUGCUUCGCGUUCCGUUUCAACGAAAAAUCCACAAAACUGAAGAUUUUUUUUGAAAGAGAAGAUAUGACGACUGCCUUUUCUUUAUUUACAAGGCUUCCCCAGCCGUGGCCUCUUGAGGUUUGGAGUAUAUCUGCCCCAAAGCAACGCUCCACAGCCGACAAGGAGUUGUCUAUCGGGUUCUGUAGUGACUUCUCCUAGGCAGAGGGCUGGAUUCCACUGGGUCCCGCGGCUGCAGGAUCUGGAGGUUUCCAGUGGCCGUGAUGGAUGUUUCUAAGAACGACAAAGAUUCGGUUGAAAAAGGACUGUUGGGCAGGGAUUGUAGCUCAGUGUGUUGAGCUUCAGUCCCCAGCACCACAAGGAGGGAGGGAAGGAAAUAAAAGUAAAGUUGAAUUUUUGAAACUAUAGAAGAGAUUUUAAAACCACACUCUGCUGUCCUACACAAAUCCUGUUUAAAGGGAUUUUAAGAGUUACAUUUUACUAUAUCAAAAAGCAUACAUGCAUUUGCCUAGACACCCGUAUCUUUGUAAUGAUGACCUCCCAUUGAUGGUGAAGUUUAUCCUAGAAAGCUCUAGACUGUGUUCAAGUUUUCUUGGGUUUUUUUUUUUCUUGUUUUUUCUUUCUUUUUGUCUGAUAAGGAAUUUGUGAACUCUAUCUUUGGUAUAUCUUUUAUUAAACUGCACUGUUUUGUUUAGUCAAGGUAAAUAAGUAUGUAUUUGAAUAACUUGGUGUGUCCUGAGUGUUGUGCUAUGAGAAGCAUCGUGGUCUUUCUACACUAAUGAAGUGCAAAUAAAAUUUUGUAUUUAUGAAUGACA